ACUUAUAACUACUAUUACUUUUAUAAGUCUUAUAAUACUUUUAAGACUUAUAACUCCUAUAACUCUUAUAAAUCUUAUAAUACUUUUAAGACUUAUAACUUCUAUUACUCUUAUAAGUCUUAUAAUACUUUUAAGACUUAUAACUCCUAUUGCUCUUAUAAGUCUUAUAGAAGCUACAAGAUCGAUUGCUCCUAUAAGCACAGGAUCCCUAAAAAGGUCAAGAAUUGACUUAGCUAUAAAAUUAAACUGUGGCUAA
This is a messenger RNA of Scutellospora calospora, 256 nucleotides long. The record is from the annotation of a GenBank genome assembly. Lineage: Eukaryota; Fungi; Glomeromycota; Glomeromycetes; Diversisporales; Gigasporaceae.